GGGGGCGGGGCGGGGCUCCGAGGCUCCGAGGGGCACGGUUCAGGGCCCGGCCGCCUGGGCUCCAGGGGCCCGGGAACCUGGAUAAGUAGGACUGCUGCCGCGGCUACGGGGGGUGCGGGGUGGAGCGUGCCCUGUAUUUUCUAUACGGGUUCCGGGGCCCGGUAGAGGCGCGCCGCGAGGAGAGGAAAGUGCGGCGGCCCUGGAACCUGGAUAUCGCGCGAGGCAAGCUGCGCGCGGGCGGGCGGGCUAUGGCGCAGGCGGGUUGCGGGGCCGGCGCUGGUGGCGGGGCCCGGUGCAUGGCGGUCUGUCGGCGGAGUCGCCCUCGGGGGCUGUCAGACUUGUGACCCAGAAGGAAAUCUCUGACCUCAGCUGUGGCUCUUGGUGCUGGCCAGAAGCCAACUUCAUGUCUGAGUGUACGAGUAGCAGUUUGCCAUGGAAAGCUUGGGGCUGCAAACGGUGACCCUCAGUGAUGGGACGACAGCCUAUGUCCAGCAAGCUGUCAAAGGAGAGAAGCUGCUGGAAGGGCAAGUGAUCCAGCUCGAGGACGGGACCACCGCAUACAUUCACCAAGUGACGGUGCAGAAAGAAGCUCUCUCCUUCGAGGAUGGACAGCCUGUACAGCUGGAAGAUGGCAGCAUGGCCUACAUACACCGCACACCCAAAGAGGGCUAUGACCCCAGCGCCCUGGAAGCCGUCCAACUGGAAGACGGCUCCACUGCCUACAUUCACCACCCCGUGGCUGUGCCAGCAGACAGCGCCAUCCUGGCUGUGCAGACGGAGGUGGGCUUGGAGGACCUGGCCACGGAGGAUGAUGAGGGCUUCACUGCAGACACGGUGGUGGCCCUGGAGCAGUAUGCCAGCAAGGUCCUGCAUGACAGCCAGGUUCCCCAUAAUGGCAAAGGACAGCAGGUCGGGGACAGAGCAUUCCGCUGUGGCUACAAAGGCUGUGGGCGUCUCUACACCACUGCUCAUCACUUAAAGGUGCACGAAAGAGCUCAUACGGGUGACCGUCCGUACAGGUGUGAUUUCCCCAGCUGUGGAAAGGCCUUUGCCACAGGAUAUGGGCUGAAGAGCCAUGUGCGCACCCACACUGGUGAAAAGCCAUAUAAGUGCCCAGAGGAGCUGUGCAGCAAGGCCUUCAAGACCUCAGGAGACCUGCAGAAGCACGUCCGGACCCACACCGGUGAACGCCCAUUCCGGUGCCCCUUCGAGGGCUGCGGCCGCUCCUUCACCACAUCGAACAUCCGUAAAGUACACGUGCGCACCCACACAGGCGAGCGGCCCUACACCUGCCCGGAGCCGCACUGUGGCCGCGGCUUCACCAGCGCCACCAACUACAAGAACCACGUGCGCAUCCAUACAGGGGAGAAGCCAUACGUGUGCACGGUGCCAGGCUGCGGGAAGCGCUUCACCGAGUACUCGAGCCUGUACAAGCACCAUGUGGUACACACGCACUGCAAGCCGUACACAUGUAGCGCCUGUGGCAAGACCUACCGGCAGACCUCCACACUGGCCAUGCACAAGCGCAGCGCCCACGGCGAGCUCGAGGCCACAGAGGAGAGUGAGCAGGCCCUGUACGAGCAGCAGCAGCUCGACGCCGCCUGCGCCGCCGAGGAGAGUCCACCACCCAAACGCUCUCGAGUUGCCUACCUCUCAGAGGUGAAGGAAGAGGGUGAUGACCUGCCAGCCCAGGUGGCCAUGGUGACUGAGGAGGACGGAGCCCCCCAGGUGGCUCUGAUCACUCAGGAUGGCGCCCAGCAGGUCAGCCUGUCCCCGGAAGACCUUCAGGCCCUGGGGAGUGCUAUCAGCAUGGUGACCCAGCACAGCAGCACCACCCUCACCAUACCCAGUGAGGACGAUGACCUUGCCACAGCUGGCACACAUACGGUCACCAUGGUCAGCGCUGAUGGCACGCAGACGCAGCCCGUUACAAUCAUUACCUCUGGGGCUGUGGUGGCCGACGACUCAAGUGUAGGAUCCCUCCAUCACCAACAGGUGGCACUGUUGGCCACAGCCAACGGAACGCACAUUGCCGUGCAGCUAGAGGAGCAGCAGACCUUAGAAGAGGCCAUCAGCGUGGCCACUGCUGCCAUGCAGCAAGGGGCCGUGACCCUGGAGGCCACAGAGUCAGAGAAUGGCUGCUGAGUCCCAGGGGGCUGGAUUCCACAGCGAGUUGGAGGAGGCCCCAUGCUGCACAGGCAUCCCUGCUCCAAGGGCCCGGGCUGUGGCUGACACUUGGAAGGUGGCCACAGAGGUCUCCGGGGAGAGAUGGCGGCAGGAAAACCGCUUA
Messenger RNA from Mustela lutreola (European mink), 2290 nucleotides. It is a transcript of the gene ZNF76, whose product is annotated as zinc finger protein 76. The record is from RefSeq and is a predicted model, not a curated record. Gene Ontology annotation, cellular component: nucleus. Gene Ontology annotation, molecular function: DNA-binding transcription factor activity, RNA polymerase II-specific; RNA polymerase II cis-regulatory region sequence-specific DNA binding. Lineage: Eukaryota; Metazoa; Chordata; Mammalia; Carnivora; Mustelidae. The transcript has 14 exons. The coding region runs from base 433 to 2145 and encodes 570 amino acids. Gene Ontology annotation, biological process: central nervous system development; regulation of transcription by RNA polymerase II.